This is a messenger RNA of Cherax quadricarinatus, 4086 nucleotides long. Its product is annotated as probable glutathione peroxidase 8. NCBI's taxonomy places the organism in Eukaryota, Metazoa, Arthropoda, Malacostraca, Decapoda, Parastacidae. Gene Ontology annotation, molecular function: glutathione peroxidase activity. Gene Ontology annotation, biological process: response to oxidative stress. The record is from RefSeq and is a predicted model, not a curated record.
AGGGAUUUAGGUAAACACCUGAGGUUGAACGUCUAUGGUCGCCGCUGCUGCUUCUGCUGCUUGUUGCUAUCUCUCGCACAACAAAUAUCUGUGCAGCGGGUGUUGAGAGAUGUGUCAGGCAGUGUGUGUGUUGCUCGCCAUGACGCUGGUGUUGCAGUGUUGCAAGGGAGAAGACUUCUACAGCCAUACCAUCAAGGAUCACAAUGGCAAUGACGUCUCCCUGGAGCAGUACCGUGGCAAGGUGACCUUAGUAGUUAAUGUGGCCAGUCGAUGUGGCUACACAGAGAAGACUUACCGAGAACUCAAGAAACUACAUGAUAUUUUAAGCUUUGGAGGUUUCUUCUCUGUUCUUGCAUUCCCUUGCAGCCAGUUUGGUGAUCAGGAAUUGUCAGACAUGUCAGAGAUAAUUGACUUUGUUACCUCAGAGUUUGAUGUGGAGUUUCCAAUUUUCAACAAGAUUAAUGUGAUCGGAGAGCAUGCCGAUCCAGCCUUUAAGAGACUCAUUGAGGAAUCAUCUGUGGUACCAGAUUGGAAUUUUUACAAGUAUCUGGUAGAUGAGACUGGUCACACUGUCAAGGCUUGGGGGACACGCACAUCCAUCGAGGAAGUUUUUGACGAUAUCCAGGCAGCUGUAGAUAAGGCCAAGGGAGCAUCCAAGCCAGAUGACAGCAAGAAUUUUGCAUCAAGCACUACAGAUGCUUCCAAAGAUGAGUUGUAAGGACUGUAAAUUAACAUUCUGUCGUGGCAGCAUUUGAAGAUGAUAUUUAGCCUAAUGCAUAAUGAGUACUUAGUAGUUGUACAUCAAGCACUCUACUACCUCAUGAUCUGUGAAGUAUGUUAUCCAUGAGAUGGUCAGGGUUAGAAAACUUGCCUGUGGACCCCAUAUUUUAAUUGGAAAACAGAGUUUGGGGUCCUGUCCCCUGUACAUAGGUGUUAUUUAUGUGGUAUUACUCCAUUUGCACAGCUUGUCAGUUAUUAUGAAUUGAUCAAUCAGUAAUUCAUAACAUGUCAGCACGUUGUUGAUCUGAAAUUAUCUUGCUAAUUGAAAGCCAGUUUUAAGAGCAUUGUGACCGUGUAGAUUAUUGGCACUCUUAACAAUAUAAAUAUUUUCAAAAUACAUGCACACAUGAUAGAGAUGAAAUUAACAAACCGUUAAACUGUCAACAGAAAACACAAUGCAGAUGCACACUAUCAGAUAGUUCAGAUAACCAGCAUCGGUUAAAACCUCAUUAGAAAUUUCCCUGAGAUCCCUACAGGCCCUCAGUAAUGAUAAAAUCCAUGACGAAAACCGGAAGGCCUAAGCUGUGGGAAAACUUAAAAUGUUUCACGUGUCGGUUCUUUGAACCAUUCAUCUACAAUGUUUCACACAGUCAGAUGCUCAGCACAAGUUGGGGAGACAGAAGCACCUGCAGACAGGUUGCUAUGGGUUAAGAUGUGUGCACUUAAUCCUCAGUGGUUUGCUGAAAUUCAGUGAUACUAUGUAGAGUAGGUUGCCAUAGCUCGUGGAUAGCGGAAAUAAUCCGUAACUGUGUGGAGUAGGAUGUCAGACAGCUCAUGGAUGGCAGAAAUAAUCCGUAACUGUGGGGUUGGACGUCAGACAUAGCUUGUGGAUAGCACAAAUAGUGGUUACAGAACUUGUGGAUCAUGAGGGAGUACAGUAAUGAGUGAUUUUGUGAACAAUAUCAAGGUAAUGUCAGGCUGUAAAGUCGAGUAAAUUAUAGUUUAUAUUUUUAACAUAGUUAUUGAAUCUCAUUGAACUGUAAUAAACUGUGCAAGACAACGCAGUUGGUUCUUGAAAACUGUUCUUCCAAUUUUGUGUGUUCUACUGCUGGUAUUAUGAAUUUAAGACUGGAUGUCUUAGUUCAUACACAUUCCAGUAUAACUUAAACUUGGGAGUAAUUUAAUGUAUUUAAAUAGUUUCCUUGGUAAUGUGCUUAGCCUUUUUAACAUUUUAAAUGUCCUCAAUGGUAUAUCACUUGUUGAGUUUCCUUUCAUUUGAGUGUGGAUCAAGACAAUUAAAUGUAUGUAUGUAUGUAAUUUUAUAUUAAGUUUCAUAGUUUUCCAAAUAUUUUUCAACUACUGGUUGAGAUUAAUACAGUAAACGCUCAGUUUAACAGACCUUGAUAUAAUUGACCUCAGUAUAAUGAACUUCUGAAAUUAGAUAUGGGUAAAUUGUUUGAUUAAUUUCAGUGUAUUGUACUUUAGUGUUUCAGUUUAGCUUUUCAGAUUGUUUUUUUUAGCUAUGGAAUGUAAUAUGUAAUAGUUAAAGCAAGGGUUUGUUCUUAUUAAUAGGGGCAGGGGGGGAACCUAUGGGGUUAGCACUCAGACAUGGAAAAUGAUAAUGAAAAUGGUGAUUGAUGGCUGGACUCUUAUCACUAAAGACUCUUGAAACUCAAAGGGUAAAUGGACUUAAUCAGUUGUUUCUGUGUCCAUUAACCCAGCAGAUUUUGUUCUGCAUUUACAAAGUCUCUUAAAUAGAGGGUUUACUGAAUUUGAAUUUUCUCUAGGCAAGUCUUCCUUUACAUAGUGGGAAAAUGACCCCUUACAAGCAGCAAAUCAGUAAAUGGUUUACCACAUUAAUAACAGAUUCAGACAUUAGGCAUGAAAAUUUAUUUUAGCGUGUCUUUUUUUUUUUUUCCAAAUUUUUACAUAGGCAACAAUACAGGUGAUAUUUAUGUCCAAAACAAUGGUAAUGAUUUUCACAAUGUUGCUUUAUAAGUUGCUAUAGCAUCUUAACUAUUGCAGUUGAAUUUUAGGGCAUUAGAUACGUAUAUUAAAAAUGCAUUUAUAUACGACUAAUUCUAUUCAUCUCAGUUUUGCAGUAUGUAAUAGUACCAUUAUUUAAAUGAAAAGUUUAGUAAAUUUCACAAAAAAGCUUAAUUUCUUUGAUAUUAAAAUACUGUAUUUGUAAUUCAGCUCUUGUGUGUACUACAUGGAAUUUAUUGGUAAUGAUACUUUAAUUGAAUUAUUAUAAUCGUAACUAAGAUCUAAACCCACAAGGGUCAUACAGUGUUGAAUUGAAUUUUAAAUUUUGUUUUUCAUUUUUGUUUAAUUUCUUAGUUUCAGAAUUCUGCGAUAUGCAUUUAUGAACUAUUCUUAUUUAUCAUUAACUUAAAAAUGCAAGAUUAAAGCUCAUGGUGCACUGAUAAAAAUUUCUAAGUGUCAAGCCUAAGUUUUGCAAAGUGGUUUUUAACUGUUUUCAAAUGCACAGUUGCCAAGUCUUAUUCACAAUAUAGUUGUAAUAGUUUUUAGACUUUUUACAUAUCACUACACUAUUUUUUAAGACUUAAAUGACAUUGUAGAGGUUUCAUUCUUGUCUAAACUGCAUAUAAAUGCUGGUGCAACGAGUUCUUUAAAGUGAAUUUUUGCGUUGUGUGCUCGGCGGUUACUGUGUGAUAACAACGGCUAGCAAUGUCAGUAUUAAUCCAUAAGUGUUGUGUUGCAUUUGCUCAAUACAGAUGUCUUCAUUGCAAAAAAUGCAGUACAGGUUUUUUUUUUGUUUAAGUUAGAACUUUUACCAGAGCCAAUUACAGGAAGGCCCCCUCACAUACGCACCUGUUCUGUGUUCCACGUUUUUGUUGGCUACAAAUUGAGCCAUUGUUCAUUGUUUCAUGCACCAGCAAGUGGAAGAAUAGCCCAGUUGAAAGUAAACAAAGACAUGCAACACUAAAGGUUGGUUCUGUAUAUGCAGGACUCUCCUGUAUUCUGUGAAAGCACACUGUGGUCUGCAUGGAGGUUUGCACAAACAAUGUACAAAAAAAAGUGAAAUUUCCGUUGGUACCUUCAAAGAUAUCGAGUACAUGUCUAGUUUUAUACAGCAUAUGAUAGGAGAGUAGAAAUAGACAUUUUGAUUUUCAUUAACAAAGCAGCUAGGUUAAAUUAUAGCAGCUAAACUGCAUGCAUAAUCACUUGUAUAAUUCACAUUGAGCAUGCAAAAUAUACCAAUGGAGUAUUGUUCUUGUAGAAACAAAUGACUGAUAUGUUUUAUAUAUAUUAUAUAUUUUUGAUUUACUAGAACAAAAAUCUAUAUUUGAAAUGGUAAGUGAUGUUUGAAAUGGUGAAAGAUUAAAAAUAGUGCACAGAAGA